This is a messenger RNA of Danio aesculapii, 3700 nucleotides long. RefSeq names its product leucine rich repeat neuronal 1 (gene lrrn1). Bases 759 to 2912 code for a protein of 717 amino acids. The transcript is spliced from 2 exons. The record is from RefSeq and is a predicted model, not a curated record. Gene Ontology annotation, molecular function: protein binding. Lineage: Eukaryota; Metazoa; Chordata; Actinopteri; Cypriniformes; Danionidae.
GCGUUUAUCCCCGCCGCGCUCCCCCUGUGCCCGCCUUUGUUCGCAUCACAACAAUCCCCGAACAGAUGGUGCUCUGCUUGGGAAUCGAGUGACAGCCACCGGCCGGCAACCAAUCGCUUGCUCGGGAAUCAGCUGACUCGCCCGGACAGCGCCAGGUGCUGUCAUCAUAUUUUGCUUGGCGACGCAGCGCGGGCUCCACAGUAACACGGAGACUCGGUGGACGGGAGCCAGUCAGCGGAUUCCCGUUGCAAGGAAGGAUCCACGCACACCCGACCAUGCGCUCGGCGGACGGUAAAAAUUCGCGGUGUGGAUGUAACGAGAUGAUGCCUCUGUGAAGCAGUUUGUCGCGCGGAACUUACGAACGACGUGAUGGUGUUGAUUGUCUAUGGAUUUUCGUUCAUCGCUCAAUCUUCUGUUCACAAGGACAUAUAUGCUGUAUGUAGAUAUAGUAAGUGCAUGAAGCAGUCAGCGCUCAGGAAGGACUUCGGUACCAUUCGAAACGUGUAGAUCGGAAAGCCAAAGAGGCCAACUCUCCAGUCCAGGAUUCAUGCUGUUAGGAAGUUUCAAACCUAUAUGAGCCCACGGGAACUACACCUUCCUAAAUCUUCCGGAAGCUCUUUGACUUUGCUGUUCAAGCUUUCAGAGGGAUAAAAGGGCUAUUCUGCAACACAUCUAUUGAAUGAGAAUCUCACCUCCUCAUCUCUUUGGCGCUAUAAGUAUUCCAGCUCUGAUCUGAGGGAUAAACACUUACAGUCAGAAUGGCAAGAGGGACUUUCUUUUUGGUAGUGCAGGGGCAGAUUUGUUUCAUCUUGCUUCUGGCUGUACUUGGCCUCUCUUCGGUUCAUGGUACAGAAUGUCCGCAGCUUUGUGUGUGCGAGAUCCGGCCUUGGUUCACACCCCAGUCCACCUACAGAGAAGCAACUACUGUUGAUUGCAAUGAUCUUCACCUUACACGAAUCCCUGGGAAUCUGUCAGCCGACACACAGGUGUUGCUUCUGCAGAGUAACUACAUUGCCAGAACUAGCGAGGAACUGGAGCAGUUACUGAAUCUUACAGAACUCGAUCUGUCCCAGAACAAUUUCAGCAACAUUCGUGACAUCGGCCUGACCAACAUGUCGCAACUCACGACUCUCCACCUGGAGGAGAACCAAAUAGUUGAGAUGCCUGACUUCAGUUUGCAGGACCUCACCAAUCUACAGGAGCUGUACAUUAAUCACAAUCAGAUCAGCUCCAUUGCACCCAACGCCUUCGCUGGAUUGCGUAACCUUCUUAGACUCCAUUUGAACUCCAACAGACUCAAGGCCAUCGACAGUCGUUGGUUUGAAUCAACUCCCAACCUGGAGAUCCUUAUGAUUGGGGAAAAUCCUGUUGUUGGGAUUCUUGAUUUGAACUUCAAACCUCUUACCAACUUGAGAAGCCUUGUCCUGGCAGGAAUGGAGCUCACUGACAUCCCAGGCAAUGCAUUUGUUGGACUGGACAACCUAGAGAGUCUCUCCUUCUAUGACAAUAAACUAGUUCGGGUUCCCCAGACUGCUCUGCAGAAGCUUCCAAACUUAAAAUUCCUGGAUUUGAACAAGAACCCGAUACAUAAAAUUCAAGAGGGGGACUUUAAGAACAUGCUCAGGCUGAAAGAACUUGGCAUUAACAACAUGGGAGAACUUGUAUCCAUUGAUCGAUUCGCAUUGGAUAACCUCCCUGAGUUGACCAAACUGGAAGCCACAAACAAUCCUAAGUUUUCCUACGUGAGCCGUUUAGCGUUCCGCGACUUGCCGGCACUAGAGAGCCUAAUGCUCAAUAAUAAUGCUCUAAACUCUCUCUACCAGGCAACGGCUGAUUCUCUGCCCAACCUGAGAGAGAUCAGCAUCCACAGCAACCCGCUCCGUUGCGACUGUGUAAUCCAGUGGAUGAGCUCCAACAAGACAACCAUUCGAUUUAUGGAGCCUCUUUCCAUGUUCUGCACCAUGCCGCUUGAGGUUAGAGGUCAGCGCUUGAGAGAUGUGUUUUCUCGUGAACCUUCAGGCCAGUGUCUCCCAAUGAUCUCCCAUGACACUUUCCCCAAUCACCUCAACCUGGACAUCGGGAUGACGGUAGAUCUUGACUGUCGUGCAAUGGCUGAACCCGAACCGGAAAUAUACUGGGUGACACCAUCUGGUAACAAAGUCAUGAUGGAUACAGUGUCUGAUAAGUACCAACUUAACAGUGCAGGAACUCUGCGUAUAUCCUACAUUCAGGUGGACGACUCUGGGCACUACACCUGUGUGGCGCAGAAUACAGAAGGAGCAGACACUCGGGUGACCGCCAUUCGAGUAAACGGGACUCUUCUGGAUAGCACGCAGCUGAUGAAGAUCUAUGUCAAACAUACAGAGUCCCAUUCAAUUUUAGUGUCCUGGAAAGUAAACUCCAACGUCAUGACGUCCAAUCUGAAGUGGUCAUCGGCUACUAUGAAAAUCGACAACCCUCACAUUACCUAUACUGCUAAAGUUCCUGUAGAUGUUCAUGAGUACAAUCUCACACACCUCCAGCCGGCAACUGAGUAUGAGGUGUGCCUUUCCGUUUCCAAUAUCCACCAACAGACUCAAAAGUCCUGCGUCAACGUCACAACCAAGCACGCCACGUUUGCGGUGGAGAUCUCGGAGCAAGGCACCAAUACGGCUCUGGCGGCUGUCAUGGGCACCAUUCUGGCCAUCAUCAGCCUGGGCUCCAUCACGUUGUACAUUGCAAAGAGAUGGAAAAGGAAGAACUACCAUCACUCCCUGAAGAAGUACAUGCAGAAAACCUCCUCCAUCCCUCUAAAUGAACUGUAUCCUCCCCUCAUUAACUUAUGGGAGGCAGACAGUGAAAAGGACAAGGACGGAUCUUCAGACAAUAAGCAGACACAGGUGGACACAACAAGAAGUUACUACAUGUGGUGAAGCCUGCCAGACUUUUCCUCUCCUUUAGAGCACAAAGACACACCUUGGCUUAUUUGUGCGCGAGAAAGACAUCGAUUUCGUUUUUUUUUUCUGCUUUGCUUACCGCAAGCAAAUAUUCAGACUGAAAUCUCUGACUUUUUAGUAGAGUGUAUUGCCUUUUCUUCUUCUUUGACUUUCAAUAUGGCAGCUUUGUUUAGCUUCCGAGACAUGUUAGUAGCUGUGCUUUUUCUUUUUUGUUUAUUCUAUUUUGAUAGCACAGCGUAGAUAAAUGUCAAGGAUUGACUUUGGGUCGAUGGAUGCUGUACAGCACUCUAUCUGAUCCAAUAAAUUAAUACGUCUUUGGCAGUAUUCAUAGAGAAUGCAUUGUUUCUUUCUCUCUUUCGUAAGACAGUUUAACUGUUGUGCACUGAAAUAUAUUAACAAAUUUGUCUUUGGACUCCAGUGUAAGCUGACAAGUUGAGUUUAGACUUGAUACACUGUCUAUUGAAAAACGUUAGCGAUUGUUCUGUAAUGUUGUAUCAACUAUAAUUUGAACUAUUUGGAUUUUUCUCAAAAGUCAAUUUUUGAUUUAGAAGGUAUCUUCGCAGAUUAAAGAAUUGUAAACCAGCAAUAGAAACGUGAAUGUUUAAUAAUUAGGUAGUAGAAAAAAUGCUUUCUUUUUAUUCAGAUUCUUCUUCUUUUUUUAAUUGGCUAAAAUCUGUUGAUCACUUAAUUUUGUUGUAAUUUACACUUGCGAAAUAUGUUGCAUAUUACAGUGCAAACAAAAAUAAAAUACUGUUUUGUUCAGA